ACUCAUUUUACCAACACGUUUACUUCCAUUGUUCUUUUAAAAAUUCAAGACAUGACUAAACUAUGAUGUUGGCGUGGGAAGACAAAUGCGAGUCCGCUUUGCAAACGGUGAUUACUAAUGACUUCAACAUCUUAAGACUCCGAAUAUCGGUCAUUGGUACAACAGUCGAAGCCGCACUGUCCGUUUGAUUCCGGACUUCAACCAUCACCAUGGAGGAAAACCGGCGGGAAGAUUUUAGCAAAGGCCCAACACCCAGAAAGCCUCUGCUCGAGCUCUUAUGGUUCUACGCCGUAGCUGCCUGCAUCAAGCUCCUUCUGAUUCCAUCUUACCACAGCACAGAUUUUGAGGUCCAUCGUCAUUGGCUCGCUCUCACCCACUCUCUCCCUCUCUCUCAAUGGUACUUCGACGACACCAGCCAAUGGACUCUCGAUUACCCUCCAUUUUUUGCAUAUUUCGAACGCUUCCUUUCAAUUUUCGCUAAUAUUGUCGAUCCCCAGAUUGUGCAUCUUCAAAAGGGUUUAGAUUAUAACACCAAUACUGUCAUAUACUUCCAGAGAAUUACGGUUAUUGUAUCCGAUCUGUGUCUUCUUUAUGGGGUUUAUAGAUUGACGAAGAAUUUGGAUCCGAUUAAGCGAAAGUUAAUUUGGGUUUUGGUUAUUUGGUCCCCUGCGCUCGUGAUUGUGGACCAUUUGCAUUUUCAGUAUAACGGGUUUCUUCUUGGGAUGCUUCUGAUUUCUCUUUCGUAUUUGGAGGAAGGGAGGGAUUUGAUGGGUGGGUUUGUUUUUGCAGUCUUGUUGUGUUUCAAACAUUUGUUUGCUGUUGCUGCACCUGUUUAUUUCGUUUAUUUGUUGAGGCAUUACUGUCGUGGAGGAUUUGUAAGAGGUUUUGGGCGGCUUACAAUUAUGGGAUCUGUUGUUGUGGCAGUCUUUGCUGCUGCUUAUGGGCCGUUUAUCUAUCAUGGUCAGAUACAGCAAGUCAUCCGACGCAUGUUUCCGUUUGGCAGGGGACUGUGCCAUGCAUAUUGGGCCCCGAAUUUCUGGGUCUUUUAUAUUUUACUGGAUAAAGGACUGUCAAUCUUGCUCAGAAAACUUGGAUUUAGUAUCAAGAUACCAACAGCUUCAUUUACCAGUGGUCUAGUUGGUGAUUCAUCUCCGUUUUCUGUGCUACCUCAAAUCACUCCCUUGACAACCUUUGUUGUGGUGCUGCUAGCUUUGUCUCCUUGCCUUAUCAAAGCUUUCAAAGAUCCUCAGCCACGAAAGAUCACUAGAUGGGUGGCCUAUGCUUAUGCAUGUGGUUUUCUAUUUGGGUGGCAUGUUCAUGAGAAAGCAUCACUUCACUUUGUAAUUCCGCUCGCUGUUGCUGCUGUGCAAAGUUUGGAGGAUGCUAGGCAUUAUUUCUUAUUAUCAAUAGUAUCUUGCUAUUCCUUGUUCCCGCUUCUUUUUGAAGCCCAAGAAUAUCCCAUCAAAGUGCUUCUAUUGCUGUUGCACUCCAGUCUGAUGUGGUUAGGAUUUUCUGCACAAUUUGACAAAGGAGAAUCAGUUAAACAAACCGGUUCAAAGUCGAAGCGACAUGUUCAAAAGAAAGGAAGUAUGACCGCAACUGGAGAACCAUUCUGUAUUAGAUUCGUUGAGAAGGUUUAUCUUGUUGGUCUUUUAGUAGUUGAAAUCUGGGCUCAGUUUUUGCAUCCUUUUAUUCUAGGAGGAACGAGUGCUCGAGAGAAGGCCUCUGUUGGCUCGAGAUAUUCAAGUUGACAAGCCACAAUUUGGCCAGUUAUUGUGUCAAAAGUUGGCAGCUCGACACCGCAAUCUGGAGCGAAGAUCUCUGUGAAGUUGUCGGACGAUGGAUUGCAGUUUACCGUGUUAUUACUAGUACAGUUCCCUUUGCAGAAGUUUAUGAAUUGCAGCGCCAUGCACCCGAGACCCGCACUAUCACUAAGGUGAGACAGCUUCGCAGCAGUUCGGUUUCUGUUGAUGAUAUCCACAAGAUCAUUUGCUGGGUUUCCUGUAGAAAAUGAAAUAGAAAGCGUUCCCAUGAAGUCAUCACAUUUGCUGCUGCUAAGGAUUAUAACAAACAUCAGAAACAACAUUAUUCUCCGUAUUCGUUUAUCUUGUGAAUUAUUUCAAUACCCAUUAUUAAAAGUCAAGGAAAGUGAUAUAUCACUCAUAAUACACAAUUCAAAAUCAAUGAACAAUAUACAAUCAUCAAGCUA
Messenger RNA from Cucumis melo (muskmelon), 2209 nucleotides. Its product is annotated as probable dolichyl pyrophosphate Glc1Man9GlcNAc2 alpha-1,3-glucosyltransferase. Gene Ontology annotation, biological process: protein N-linked glycosylation. NCBI's taxonomy places the organism in Eukaryota, Viridiplantae, Streptophyta, Magnoliopsida, Cucurbitales, Cucurbitaceae. The record is from RefSeq and is a predicted model, not a curated record. Gene Ontology annotation, cellular component: endoplasmic reticulum membrane. The transcript is spliced from 5 exons. Gene Ontology annotation, molecular function: dolichyl pyrophosphate Glc1Man9GlcNAc2 alpha-1,3-glucosyltransferase activity. The coding region runs from base 210 to 1751 and encodes 513 amino acids.